This is a messenger RNA of Musca vetustissima, 1515 nucleotides long. RefSeq names its product probable cytochrome P450 6a14. The transcript is spliced from 2 exons. Gene Ontology annotation, molecular function: iron ion binding; oxidoreductase activity, acting on paired donors, with incorporation or reduction of molecular oxygen; monooxygenase activity. Lineage: Eukaryota; Metazoa; Arthropoda; Insecta; Diptera; Muscidae. The coding region runs from base 1 to 1515 and encodes 504 amino acids. The record is from RefSeq and is a predicted model, not a curated record.
AUGUUCGCUUUAUUUAUAUUAUUCGGCAUCUGUUUGGUGGUUGGCUAUUUACUCAACCACCAUACCUAUUGGGAGAGGCAAGGGGUGCCACAUGAAACACCCCUACCAUUUCUGGGCAAUUUUAAAGGAAUUGGUUCUAAAUAUCAUGUCCGCGAUAUAAAUCAACGUCUCUAUAGGAGAUUUAAAGGUCGGGCGCCAUUUGUGGGCCUGUACAUGUUCGUACGCCGGGCAGCCUUGAUUACGGAUUUGAAUUUAAUCAAAAACAUCAUGGUAAAGGAUUUUUCGAAUUUCGCCGAUCGCGGUGGUAUCAGUAAUGUUGAAGAUGAUCCAUUGACGGGUCAUUUGGCGGCCUUGGAGGGUGAACAAUGGCGGGCCAUGAGAACGAAGCUGACACCUGUGUUUACCUCGGCACGGAUUAAAUAUAUGUUCCCCACCGUGUUGAAGGUUGGAGAGAAUUUCAAUGAAACUUUGGCUGAAAUUUUAAAGGAGAAGAGGGAUGGAAUUUUGGAGGUAAGAGAUUUGUGUGCGAGGUUCACCACCGAUGUCAUUGCCAACUGUGCCUUUGGUGUGGAAUGCAACAGUUUAAAAGAUCCCAAUUCGGAAUUCCGCCGAAAAGGUGUUGAAAUAUUUUCAAGGCCACGUAAUGGCCCAUUGCUGCACCUCUUCGCCCUGACCAAUAGUAAAUUGGCAAAUAAAUUCCAUUUGAAGUUACUGCACGAUGACAUCACGGAAUUUUUCAUGGGUCUGGUACGCCAAACAGUGGAAUAUCGUGUCCGAAAUAAUAUCAAAUGUAAUGACUUUAUGGAUUUGUUGAUUGAAAUGAAAGCCAAAGAUGAGGAAUUGGCCAAGGCCUCGAAGGGUAUUGAUUUGUCACAUGGCCUGACCCUGGAGCAAAUGGCUGCCCAGGCAUUUGUAUUCUUUUUUGCUGGGUUUGAAAAUUCUUCGGUUUCGAUGACUUUUGCCCUUUACGAAUUGGCCAGAAAUCAGGAAAUUCAAGAUAAACUGCGGAAGGAAAUUGCGGAUUCUUUGAGGGACAACAAGGGGGAGCUAAGUUAUGAAACGAUACAUAACAUGACAUAUUUGGAUCAUGUGGUGGCAGAGACUCUUCGCUAUUAUCCCCCCUCACCCACGGUGGCCCGAGUCUGCCAAAAUGAUUAUCAAGUACCUCAUACCCAGUAUGUUAUCAGAAAAGAUAUUAUGACCAUAAUACCCAUACAUUCGAUACAUCACGAUCCUCAGUAUUAUGAACGGCCAGCCGAAUUUAAUCCCGAUCGUUUUACCGCCGAAGAAUGUGAGAAACGUCAUCCCAUGGCUUAUUUACCGUUCGGAGAUGGUCCCCGUAACUGUAUUGGUCAGCGUUUUGGUAAAAUGCAAAUUAAAAUUGGAUUGGUCUCCCUCUUGAGAAGUUAUCGUUUCGAAUUCUGUCCCCUCACGGAACAGCCUUUGCAGUUUAAUAAUCAUCAUAUGUCGACGGCACCCAAAAAUGGGGUAUAUCUGAAGGUUUCAGCAUUGUAG